Messenger RNA from Lathyrus sativus (Indian pea), 318 nucleotides. The record is from the annotation of a GenBank genome assembly. NCBI's taxonomy places the organism in Eukaryota, Viridiplantae, Streptophyta, Magnoliopsida, Fabales, Fabaceae.
AUGCAAGUUCCUGACACCACAAACUCAUCCAUCAUAGCAAUGGCUUCUUCUUCAAAGAAAGAAUUUCUCACUCACUAUCGAUCCGUCCUCAAUUGCCUCUCAGGAUCACACCGAUUUUGGAACGCUAAAUCCGUUUCACGUGUUGCCAAUAAACUAGGUCUCCGACUCAGAAAAAUCGGUGUCACCGGAGUUCAAAUCAACGUCAGUGAAGAGCUAUCGCGUCCCCUAUGUUACCGCAAGAUGGUUUUCUCGUUGUUUCGUUCCGUUCAACACGUCGACGUUCGAGUUUCUAGUGCAUAUAAUUUGCCUUCCUUUUGA